Messenger RNA from Aspergillus ruber CBS 135680, 1746 nucleotides. RefSeq names its product putative nuclear pore complex protein (SonA) (gene sonA). Gene Ontology annotation, molecular function: ubiquitin binding; RNA binding. Gene Ontology annotation, biological process: transcription-dependent tethering of RNA polymerase II gene DNA at nuclear periphery; RNA export from nucleus. The record is from RefSeq and is a predicted model, not a curated record. Bases 324 to 1415 code for a protein of 363 amino acids. Gene Ontology annotation, cellular component: nuclear pore. The transcript has 2 exons. NCBI's taxonomy places the organism in Eukaryota, Fungi, Ascomycota, Eurotiomycetes, Eurotiales, Aspergillaceae.
CGUUUAGGGUUGUUUGCUUAUUUUGCUUAUUCUGUCUAGUUUGAUUGAUUUGUUGUAAUUGCAUUGUUUACAUCAUUUGUUUCCUUUUGCCCCGGGCUGCAGACUAACCGCAUUAGGACGAAGAGCUCUUCCACUUCCACCGCGUCGCUUCGUUUUGAUUUUGAAGACCUUCUCUUCAUUUCUCAUUCGUCGUUUCUUCUUUAGUUGUGCUUUUUUGAUACCCCCUUAUCUUUCUAUUCGUUUGUGUUUCCAGUCCUGAUUUGAUUUUGUAUUAAAAAAAAGACAAAAGGAGGACCAAAAAAGCAAGAGAAAAGGGUCACAAAAUGUCGCUCUUCGGUUCCGUCGGCGCUACGGCGACAUCAGCAGCUCAGACCAACACCACCGGCGACAUCUCUAAGGAUGUCGCGCUCAACUCUCCUCCCGAGGACAGUAUAUCCGAUCUUCGAUUCUCCCCCGCCAGCGAACACCUUGCCGUCGCGUCCUGGGACAAGAAGGUCCGCAUCUAUGAGAUCAACGAGCAGGGACAAAGUGAAGGAAAGGCGCUUUUUGAGCAUGAAGCUCCCGUCUUGAGCUGUUGCUGGUCUCCGGAUGGGACUAAAGUCGUCGGGGCUGGUGCCGAUAAAGCUGCCCGGAUGCUCGACCUUGCUGCCGGCGCUACGACUCCCGUGCAGGUCGCUGCUCACGAUGCUCCGAUUCGAUGCUGUGAUAUGAUUCCAAACCCCGCAGGAAACUCCCCCCUUCUCAUCACGGGUUCGUGGGAUAAAACAGUCAAAUACUGGGACCUGCGGCAGUCCACCCCCAUCGCCUCGCUCGAGUGUCAGGAGCGAGUGUACACCAUGGAUGUGAAGAAUAAACUCCUCGUUAUCGGUACAGCGGACCGGUACAUCAACAUUGUCAACCUCGAUAGCCCCACCAAAUUCUACAAAACCAUGCAGUCUCCCCUCAAGUGGCAGACGCGGACAGUCAACUGUUUCAUUGAUUCCACUGGGUUUGCCGUUGGUAGCAUCGAGGGUCGCUGUGCCAUCCAGUAUGUCGAGGAGAAGGACUCGAGCUCCAAUUUCAGCUUCAAAUGCCACCGUGAGACCCCGCCCAACCAACGCGACAUCAACAACAUCUAUUCCCUCAACUCUAUCACCUUCCAUCCUGUUCACGGUACCUUUAGCACCGCCGGUAGUGACGGUACCUUCCACUUCUGGGACAAGGAUGCCAAACAUCGUCUGAAGGGGUAUCCGUCCGUCGGGGGAACAAUUUCUAGCACCGCUUUCAACCGCACUGGAAAUAUCUUUGCAUACGCUGUCAGCUACGAUUGGAGUAAGGGUUACUCUGCCAACACCCAACAAUUGCCCAACAAGGUGAUGCUUCAUCCUGUUGCGCCAGAAGAAGUGAAGCCUCGAGCGGGAGCGAGAAAGAGGUGAUUGAGUGAUAGAUGGAUUGGUUUAUGGUAUGAAUAGUUUUAUUUCAUGUUAUCUUUUAUUAUGUUUGGGAAUGCAUACAACGAGCGAAAUCAGUAUAGGCAAUUUGCCUUUUUCAUUUUAAUUGCUUCUUCCAAUGGAAAAACACAUUUGUUUGCCAGGAGUCCUACGUUACGGGUGUCGGAAGAUAAUGGACAGGAGAGAAUUCUGGCAUGGAAGCACCCUCCUUGAGGCUGAAUAAUGAAUGUACUUGGGGGCGGCUUUUGGUUAGCAUUAGUGUAGUAAUAGUUCUUAGCUAGGGCUAGAGUAGGGAUAAAAUUCAAUAUAAAAUCAC